UUUAUUAUAUUUAUAAGGCAUUUGCUAGGACACUAUUGGACACUUGGACUUGUAAAAACUUAAAUAAGAAAAUUCUUGGGACGGAGUACCAAAUAUCCUAAAUUCUAACUUACACAUCAAGUGUUGUAGCUUCAUAUGAAUUCGAUGAGCGUGCUUUCAAAGUUGCCAACCAAUCUUCCACCCCAUUUAAGUCUCAAAUUCAUCAAAAUAUAUUUAAACUCAGGUGACUUACUACGUGCCCGCCAGCUGUUUGAUAAAAUUCUCCAACCAGAUAUACAUUCAUGUACUGUCCUGAUUAAUGCUUAUACAAAACAGGGUCAUGCUAAGGAAGCUUUGAACUUGUAUUCUGAGCUGAGGGCGAGAGAUAUUCAGCCUGAUAAGUUGGCACUUUUGUCUGUUGUCAAGGCUUGUGCUUCUUUAAGUGAGGUUACUAAAGCUAAAGAGAUUGGUAAUGACGUUAAGCGGUUUGGUUUUCACGGUGAUUUGUUUCUUGGGAAUGCUUUGAUUGAUAUGUUUGGGAAAUGUAGGUACAUUGAUGGUGCUAAGGAUGUUUUUAGCUCUUUGCAGGUUAGAGAUGUGAUUUCUUGGACUUCGUUGUGUUCUUGUUAUUUUAAUUGUGGAAUGUUGAGGGAAGGUUUCCGGGUAUUUCGGGAGAUGGGUUCGGAUGGUGUGAGAGCUAAUAGUGUUUCGGUGUCUUCUGUCCUUCCUGUUUGUUCGAGGUUGAAGGAUCUGAAUGCUGGAAGAGAGGUUCAUGGAUAUGUGAUGAAGAAUGGAAUGGAGGAGAAUGUUUUUGUGAGUAGUGCGCUUGUGGACAUGUAUGCUAGUUGUUUAUGUAUUGAUAAAGCGCGAUUGGUGUUUGAGAAUAUGAGUCGGAGGGAUAUUGUAUCAUGGAAUGUGAUCUUAACAGCUUACUUUGGAAAUGGAGAAUUUGAUAAGGCCUUUACUACGUUUAGUCGAAUGAGAAACGAAGGAAUCAGACUGAAUUAUGCUUCCUGGAAUGCUAUAAUUGGUGGAUGCGUCCAAAAUGGGAGAACAGAGCAAGCACUUGAGAUAGCUAUUCAAAUGCAAAAAUCAGGAUUGAAGCCGAAUCAUAUUACAAUUACUAGCGUGCUACCUGCUUGUACUCAUUUAGAAAGCUUAAGGAGUGGAAAGGAGAUCCAUGGGUUUAUGUUUAGGCACUGGUUCCUUGAUGACAUAACAGCAACAACUGCUCUAGUAUAUAUGUAUGCGAAGUGUGGUGAAUUGCAACGUUCAUGUAGAGUUUUCCAAAUGAUGCCAGUAAAGGAUACGAUUGCCUGGAACACAAUUAUAAUGGCCAAUUCGAUGCAUGGAAAUGGGGAGGAAGCCUUGUUGUUGUUCCAUAAAAUGGUGAAGUUAGGUAUACAAACUAAUUCUGUUACUUUUACUGCUGUUCUUUGUGGAUGCAGCCACUCACGGCUUGUAGAUGAGGGAAUCUCGACUUUCUAUUCAAUGAAAAUUGAUCACGACAUCGAACCUGAUUCUGAACACUAUUCCUGCAUGGUUGAUGUUCUAAGUCGAGGUGGUCGGCUUGAAGAGGCAUAUCGUUUCAUCCAAGAAAUGCCAAUAGAACCAAGUGCUGCUGCUUGGGGAGCCUUGCUUGGUGCAUGCCGAAUAUAUAAGAAUGUAGAUCUGGGACAAAUUGCAGCGAAAAGACUUUUUGAGAUCGAACCUGACAACCCUGGAAAUUUUGUGUUAUUAUCGAAUAUCUUUGUUGCUGCAAAGCUUUGGAGAGAGGCCGCUGAGGUCAGGAAAUCUAUGAGAGACAAAGGUGUCAAGAAAGUGCCAGGUUGUAGUUGGGUUCAGGUGAAAAACAAAGUGCAUAACUUUGUUGUUGGUGAUAUCAGCAACUACGACAGUGCUGAAAUCUAUAGGUUUUUAGAUGAUAUGGGUCAAAAGAUGAAGUUAGCGGGGUAUCUGCCUGACACUGAAUUUGUUCUACAGGAUCUAGAUCAAGAGGAAAAGGAGGAUAGUUUGUGCAAUCACUGUGAGAGACUUGCUGUUGCUUAUGCAAUACUCAAUUUGAACGGGGAGUCGUCAGUUAGGGUAUUUAAGAACUUGCGAAUAUGUGGCGAUUGCCAUAAUGCUAUUAAAUUUAUUGCAAAGAUUGUCGGUGUACAAAUUGUUGUGAGAGAUUCUUUAAGGUUUCAUCAUUUUAAAGAUGGAACUUGUUCCUGCAAAGACUUUUGGUAAGAUCGACUUUAAUAA
Daucus carota subsp. sativus is the source of this 2226-nucleotide messenger RNA. Its product is annotated as pentatricopeptide repeat-containing protein At1g20230. Gene Ontology annotation, molecular function: zinc ion binding; RNA binding; protein binding. The coding region runs from base 136 to 2211 and encodes 691 amino acids. Gene Ontology annotation, biological process: RNA modification. Gene Ontology annotation, cellular component: intracellular membrane-bounded organelle. Lineage: Eukaryota; Viridiplantae; Streptophyta; Magnoliopsida; Apiales; Apiaceae. The record is from RefSeq and is a predicted model, not a curated record. The transcript has 2 exons.